AUGGAAAGAAUAUCUUCGGAUAUGGAGUUUAUCGAACCCAUUAACCUGAUGUGGUGCAAGUACAAGCUUCUCGUGCAACGUCCUACGCAAAAAACCGAAAUGGUGUUAUUCGAAGGAUCUUUCGAUGUUUGUCAAUAUCUACGGGAUAGACGCAUGUCAAAUAAAUUGGCUCAAAGUGUUUUUCAAAACAUGGCUAGAGACAGUAAUAUGCCAAAGGAGUGUCCUUUCCAUGAGGGUCCGCUUUAUUUCCACAAUGUCUACGCAUUGGAUAAUUUACCUGCUUUUCUGCCCGAAAUGGACUUUACCAUGAACAUUACGUUCUUCGAGCCCAAUACAACAAAUGAGUCGCAUAUUAAGCUUAAGGGAAGCCUUCUAGAGUCUAAUAGAGCACGCUAUAAAAUAUGGCCAUGA
Molecule: messenger RNA, 411 nt
Organism: Drosophila nasuta
Lineage: Eukaryota; Metazoa; Arthropoda; Insecta; Diptera; Drosophilidae
Exons: 2
Coding region: 1-411 (136 amino acids)
Source: RefSeq, a predicted model, not a curated record